Molecule: messenger RNA, 2304 nt
Organism: Acaulospora colombiana
Lineage: Eukaryota; Fungi; Glomeromycota; Glomeromycetes; Diversisporales; Acaulosporaceae
Source: the annotation of a GenBank genome assembly
AUGGCUUCAGCCCGCGACCAACUUCUUACGAUUUUAUCCGAAGCGGCUUCACAACAGCCGGAACGUAUGAAGGCAGCCGAAGCUCAACUUAAGCAGUGGGAAGUUGAGUCAAAGUUCUAUUCAACUUUCGCCAUAAAUGCCGCCGAGAAGGCGGAGAUAAGGUCAAAACUUUUACUCUUCAUGGAUGAAGAAUUUAAUCAGCUAGCAACUCAAUAUGCCGUAAUGGUAUCAAAGAUUGCAAGAUUAGAUUAUCCGAAUGAAUGGUUAGUAAAAAUCGCCAUUAUUCACGAUAAUUCUGUCAAGUUAAGUAUCAUAGAAAAAUUUAUGGUGCAAGCAUUAUUAUUGUUGAAGGCCUUGAUCCGAAAAACAUCUUAUAAUCAAGACCUCAGAGAAUUAAAUGAUGAGAAAAUAGUCAAGGCAAUCAGGAUAGUCGAUGAGCAGAUUUUGACUUCCAAUAUAGUUGAAUCGUGUGCUGAAUUGUUGAUCACGGAUUUGAUCAGUCUAAAGAAGGAGGACUUGGAAAUGUGGGAUGAUGACCCGGAAGGAUGGAUUAACUACGAUGAAACCGAUCAUUGGGAGUACCAGCUAAGGCCUUGUGCGGAAAAGGUUUUCAUGGAAUUAUUAUCCCAGUAUCGCACUUCACAAACAAGCAACCUAAUACUUAAAGACGCAAUUUACUGUGCCAUUGGUCUCGGGGCACACGAAUUGUAUGAUGAGCUUGACUUUGAUUCUUGGCUUGUGAACAAUCUUUUGGUGGAAAUAGCAAACAGUGAUCCGAGGAUAAUACGUCGUCGAAUCGCUUGGGUAAUCGGAAGAUGGGUGUGCGUCAGAAUAUCAAAAGAGAAUAGACCUAAAGUGUACGACGCGAUGACGUACCUAUUGAAACCGGAAGAAGACUUGGUGGUCCGGAUGACAGCCGCCAUAAACUUAAGAUAUUAUAUCCUUGCUUUGCUUAGUGCGCACAAACACAAAAAGAAAAAGAUAAAGUUUGCCUUAACUUUCUUUUCAGCACGCGUGGACGAAUGGGAUUUUGACUCGAAUGGUUUUAUUCCGUAUCUUGAUCGAUCAAUUACAUUAUUGACGCGUCUGAUCGGGGAGGUGGAACAGUUUGACAGCAGAAUGAAAAUUCUUAAUUGCUUGUCACUAAUCGUUGAGAGGAUGGAAGAAUUGAUUGCACCAUAUGCUGGAAAGAUAACAGGCUUAUUGCCCCCUUUGUGGCAAGCUGCUCAAGACGAGCAUUUGUUCAAGCCAGCCAUCCUCGUGAUAUUGACCAAGCUCGUUCAGGCUUUGAGGAACGAAUCUAUGAAUCUUCACGACUUCGUGAUACCCAUCAUUCAAUACAGUGUGAAUCCAAAUAUCGAGGAACAUAUUUAUCUUUUGGAGGAUGCACUCGAUCUUUGGCUUGCCGUAAUUGAAAAUUCGGUUGAAUGUACGUCCGGCCUGUUCAGUCUUGUCCCUUCGGCAAUCAGUUUUCUGGAGUUUGGAACGGAAAUCCUCAAGAAAGUUUUGAAAAUUCUUGAAAGCUUUAUUAUUUUGGUGCCGGACAUGGUCAUUCAGUCAUACUGUUAUCCGAUCAUGAAUAACCUCACACAAUUAUUAGGAGAUUUAAAACCAGAAGCGUGUCGCGCGAUCGUACAUCUUCUCGACACCAUAUUUCAGGCGUGCCCUUUCUCAUCAUUAGGCGAGGCGAUCGUUAACACGGGUUUAUUGGGAAAGCUGAUAGAGCCCAUGGUUAACCCGUCCGGGGAUUACGCGUAUAUUCUCGUGAGCUAUAUGUCGCUACUGGCGAGAGUGGUUCUUAUUGAACCCGAGUUUGUCAUUAAUUUCAUAAAUGUCGCCGGCCGGCAACAAGGUCCGGUGUAUACGGACAAACAUCUGCUAAACGUGAUACUCGAUGUGUGGGUGGACAAGUUUGACAACAUUGGUCACCCAAAGCAGAGGAAAUUAAAUGCGAUGGCUUUCGCCAUGUUAAUCUCCACGACAAAUCCGAUAAUUCUGGGAUACUUACCGUUGUUUGUUGGCGUUUGGGGGGACGUGCUGAGUGAAGUUAAAGAGUCGGGGGGUGGAGAUGCAUUGGUCUACUGGCAGGAAGAUAUUUCUAUUGGGACGACGGAUGAUAUUGAUGACACACCGGAGACGAAGAGGAAAAGAACGCUUUUGCAGAGGGAUCCCGUGCACACCACGAAUCUGGCUCAAUUCAUUCGAUUGAAGCUCGGCGAAUGUGAAGCCCUCAACGGUGGCGCACGAAUAUUUGAUCGAAUAGAUGAAUCACUGUUGGCUCAGUUGAACGGACUGAUGAGUUAG